This is a messenger RNA of Panicum hallii, 1069 nucleotides long. Its product is annotated as transcription repressor OFP8-like. The coding region runs from base 147 to 908 and encodes 253 amino acids. Gene Ontology annotation, biological process: negative regulation of DNA-templated transcription. The transcript has a single exon. NCBI's taxonomy places the organism in Eukaryota, Viridiplantae, Streptophyta, Magnoliopsida, Poales, Poaceae. The record is from RefSeq and is a predicted model, not a curated record.
AGUGAUUAACACCGAAGGUCCAUUCCAUUUCACCAUGCUCUUCUUAAGCCGCUCGUAGCUCCACACUAGCCGAGCUACAGAGCUAGUCACACGCGAUCACGCACGCAGGCUUAGCUAGUUCUGGGCCGCCGCCGAGGGGGCCGGGCAUGAAAGCGACGACACGGCGCGGCGGGGCCGGGGGCCUACCGGCAGCCAAGAAGAAGAAGAAGAAGAAGCCAGCGCGCGGGUUCAUGUGCGGCUGCGGCGGUGCCAAGUCCGUCUCCACCGUCUCCCGCGCCGCCGUCAGCAUUUCCGCUGUCACGACGACGCCGAUGAAAGCCACCUCAACGGCAGCGUCCGCGGCGAAGCCAGCGUCGUCGUCCGCAGCCAAGACGGCGGCGGGCUGCCACGACGCCGCCGACGCGGACGCGAGCGCUGAGGGCUCGCCCAGCGUGGACUCGCUUCUGCGGCAGCUGCGCGAGCUGGAGCGCGGCGUGCGCGCGCUGGGCGUCCGGGAGCGGGAGGGCGGCGGCGGCGGCAGCGCGCCAAGAGCGACAAGGCCGCGGCGGCACGGGCGGAGCGCGAGCGACUGGGGCGGCAUCGGGCGGCUGGAGUCCGAGAGCGUGGCGGUGGUGACGGAGUCGGAGGACCCGCUGGGCGACUUCCGGCGGUCGAUGGUGCAGAUGAUCGUGGAGAACGGGAUCACCGGCGGCGCCGAGCUGCGGGAGCUGCUGCAGCGGUUCCUGUCGCUGAACGCGGCGUGCCACCACCACCUCAUCCUCCGCGCCUUCGCCGACGUCUGGGAGGAGCUCUUCGCCGGCGGCGGCCACGCGCCGCCACCUCUCCCCGCCGCGGAGAAGAUCUCGUCGUCGUACAGCAGUAGAGCUAGCAACAAACGUCCACAUGCACGGCCGGCGCUGACACGUUAACCCGCAGCCGCCGCCCUGUAAGCAAGUUUCCGUCACCUCGGGAAUUGUUGCUGUCCGAACUACACACAGCGUACUGCGUGUACAAUACAUGGCUUGCACGCCUUACUUUCUGUGCCGUGACCAGAAAUCUGUGCUCCAUUCCCGUGAGUUUCUUUGCGUCU